CUCCUUCUGCGACAACAUUCUUUCGAUGUGGCACAGCUGAUUUUAUUUUAUUUUUACACCUGCGAUCAAGAACAAAGUCUUGAUAAUAAGGUUCGCAUAUUUAAUACAAAUACAUCAUCGAAUUAUUUUAAUUCCUAAAUAAAAAAGCCACCCUGAUGGAAACUUAUUUACCUGCCAACAAUGAAAGGAUGAAUAAAUGAGACGCACUGCGACUAAUCAACUUUCCCGCUUUUCCGGAAAUAGUGGGUACAUCUGCUUCCGGAAAAGCGGCCGGUUGAUUGGUUAACGCGCGUCGCUUUUUAGCGCGCGUUGCACGCACGUUGCUGCGUGCCAACGAGGGCCACUUAACGUCCGAUCACCGUGGAGACGACGGACACGCAACAACAUCGGACGCUCGCGUGCGAAUAGCAGCCUGUCGCAUUGCACUAUUUAUAAACGCGAUGGGCGAACGGGCAUUCGUCUGCUUCCGCUACUGCCUGAUCGCCGGUGCGAUCCUUCUCGGCAUUUCCGGCGCGGUCGUAAGCGUGUUCGCCGGUUACUUCAUCUACCAGCUGCAUGAAUAUGCGCCGGUCACACCUGAUAACGUGUGUGGCUCAUCCGCCACCUUGCUGGCCAUGGGCGUUAUCACCUGCGGGAUCGGCUGGUUCGUCUGGCAAUUUCUCAAUUUUUCCAACAGAGGCCAAGUCAUCAUUUUUGCCAUAGCAUUAUCGAUUAUCGCUCUGGUCGAAACCGGUGUCGGAAUUUGGGCCUUGGUACGACACGAACAAGUGGAGACCUUGCCAUCCGCACAAUACGAUGAGAUCUUUGCCCUCGCAAUCACGGAUGAGAAAUCUACCUGGGAUCAUAUGCAGUCUACAUUACAUUGUUGCGGAAUAGACGGACCUUCCGAUUAUCGUGGUAUGGAUGCGAUUCCUUGGUCGUGUUGCAACACGACGAGCCUAGAGAACGACAACGGUACUGAAGGCGUUUGUACUACUAUUUACAAGCGGGGAUGUCAGCACGUAGUGUUAAAUCGGACAAGAUCGAUCCUCCUUCACGUUUUUCUACUUACGUUGUGUUCCGUGCUGUUACAAGUUUCUUUCAUAGCGUGUACGACUUGCUACGCCAGAAUUUACAAAGAUAAGAUGGAUAGAAGAAAGGCAGCGGAAAUAGCCAAGCGUUCGUCUUUGCAAGAGCCGGAUACUAAGGACGUCCUUCUAACACAUCGAUCAAAAUAUUUGCACAAUUCUGACAAUUCCUAGCCAACGUCGCGAACCGCGAAGGACGAAGGUGUGUGUCAUUUACGGAUGUUGCAUCACUGCGAUAUGCGAAAUACAUUUCGCGUGGUGACAAUAUCUACAGUAUACAGAUACAGGUACAGGUACAGGUGAUAUUGAUAUUGCUCCUAUCAUACAGAAUAUUCCAGAUUUGUCAAGAAAUAUUUUAGCAAAUAUUUUAUUUUUUGAAGAAUUUUUUGCGACUCCAUUUUUCUUCGGAUAUAAUAUCGAGAUCGCGUUAUUCGUUACAACUUUUGACAUUCAUUUUUUUCACAAGUAAAUCUCAAUUGAAAUUUUUGUUAAAAUCAAACGAAAAUAAAAAUUAUUUAAUUUACUUACAUAAAGAUUUAUCUCUAAAAUAUUUUUCACUCUUGGACUCUCUGUAUGAAGGAAGAAAAAAUAUUAUUUUGAAUGGUGCUAACCCUCUUCAACUUAUUCUUACUGCCUUUCUUAAAUUUCUUAAAUAAAAUACCUCGCCGAUUUUUUAUGGUUUAGAACACUGAAAUAUUCGCAGUUGAAAAAUAGCGUCAAGUUAUUGUUUACCUAUCAUUACUGCUGUUAUAUUCUAAUAGUAGACCAACAUAUCGACUUUUUUAAAUUUAGUUUUAUAUUUUUUUAAUUUUUUAUUUUAUUUAGCAAUGUCAAUCCACUGCGAAUAUUAUGAUUUUGUUCAAGAAAUAUAACAUCCGUUUGUUAACGUAUAGUGAGCAUAAUAUCAAAGUCUGCGUUUUUUAAAUUAGUUUUUGUACUUAAGAUAUCUUGUAAUGCAAAAGUCAUUACAUAAGCAAUCAAGUGCACCGUGCAAUGCUUUAUACAAUCAACGACAUGAGUAACAUAGACACCCGGUAUAUACGCGUCAUUCUCGUAUAUCUUACAAUAUCUAAGAACACUUGACAUUAGAUAAACUAACGAAACGCAAUCAGAAGAGAUAAGUUUGUUAUCGGAAUAAUCGGGAAACUAGUGCGAAUGCAGCUUUUUCUUUUACUUUUAUUCAUAUUUAUAUAUCUUAUACUUUUUUAUUUAUAUUUUUUGUUGAUUCCUUUUCGAAUUCUUUUCAUUAUGUUCUUAAUACUAAAUGUGCAAUUUUUUUUUAUUUUUGAGAAUGUAAUUUGUGCGGUAUAUGAAAAUGGAAACUAUUUUAUACUAAGAACGCGUGAAUGUACAAUCUUUCUUAAGAAAAAUGUGUUUGAGUAA
Molecule: messenger RNA, 2450 nt
Organism: Formica exsecta
Lineage: Eukaryota; Metazoa; Arthropoda; Insecta; Hymenoptera; Formicidae
Product: tetraspanin-3-like
Exons: 7
Coding region: 441-1241 (266 amino acids)
Cellular component (GO): membrane
Source: RefSeq, a predicted model, not a curated record